Vigna radiata var. radiata (mung bean) is the source of this 1272-nucleotide messenger RNA. RefSeq lists its product as uncharacterized. The coding region runs from base 1 to 1272 and encodes 423 amino acids. NCBI's taxonomy places the organism in Eukaryota, Viridiplantae, Streptophyta, Magnoliopsida, Fabales, Fabaceae. The record is from RefSeq and is a predicted model, not a curated record. The transcript has a single exon.
AUGCCAGAAAACAAGGUGUUGCUUGUAAUGGAAAGAUAUGGAGGUUCAACGGAUCCUGUUAAACACCUCAGAUCCUUCAUUGACGCCAUGGCAGUGUAUUCUUCGGAUGAAAUGGUAUGGUGUAGAGUCUUUUCUUUAUCAUUGAAAGGAGAGGCUCUAGAUUGGUUUCAUUCGCUGGCACCCCGAACGAUAGAUUCUUUUGCCAUCCUCAGAAGGCUAUUUAGUCAACAGUAUAUAUCAAGUAAAACACCUGGGAUGACGUACACGACCUUGAUGAGAAUUAGGCAAGGAAGAGAGGAGACGCUCAAAGGAUUCAUGGAAAGAUUUAAUCGAAUGGCCCGGCAGGUACGAAACGUUGAUCAGAGGUUGAUAGUCAGCGCCUUAACUACCGCUUUAAGGCCCGGACCGUUUGUGGAUUACCUAUACGCAGAAGAACCGCAAAGCAUGGCCGACUUACGGCACAAAUUAGCAAGUUUUAUUCGAAUCGAAGAAGGAAGAACUCAUUAUAAAGGCCAGGAAAAUGAACCGAGAGAACAAAUGAGGAAAGAAGGAACGAGCAGGGGGAUGCAAAGGAGAGACGAGCGAUCAGUCGGGCUUAGAAGGGUAGAUCCACCAAGGAUAUUACAGAAUGUUCAUCACACACCUCUCAAUGCUCCCCGUGCCAGAGUGAUGGAAGAAGCUUUGAGAGCUGACUUGUUGAAGGUGGUCCGAGCUCCCACACCUUUAGGAGCUAAUCAGAAUAAAUAUUGUAAAUAUCAUCAAAACAGAGGACACACUACCGAGGAUUGUAAUUCUUUGAAAGACAAGUUGGAAAAUUUGAUUCAGGUCGGACAUUUACAAAAAUUUGUGCAACGCCGUCAGACGCCGAUACCAAUCACCAUAACUCACCAAAAGACCAAAAGUAGACAUGAUCGGAGUAGAAGUAGAAGUCGGAGUAGGGAAAGAGUGACAAGGGGCAUCAUAAACACUAUAUCUGGUGGGUUUGCAGGAAGGGGCCCAUCAGUAUCUGCCCGAAAGAGACAUUUACGAAGUUUACAUCAUGUAAACCAAGUAGGAGCCGAACGGAGAUCUAUGCCUGUGAUCUCCUUUUCAGAUGAAGACUUUCAUGCCCCACACCCCGAUCAGGAUGAUCCGAUGGUGAUAGUUGCUAUGAUCGCUCGAUACCAAGUGGGAAAAGUGUUAAUCGAUCAAGGAAGCUCGGCCAAAUAUCUUAUAUUGGAAGACAUUCGAACAAAUGGAUAUACCGGAAGGGGCUAUUCAACCUUUUCAUGA